GGAAUGGUUUCAAAACCAACAAUGCCUCCUAUUACAUGGUAAUGUGAUGCUUGCUGACAAGCUGAGAGGUCCGAGCGUUGGGUUCAGUUCAAACCAACCGUGAAGUGUUUACACAGCCGCUGAGCAAGCAAUAGAGAGGCAAGCGCCCCAUUCAGGCUCACUUUCACUCAAUCACAGCACAAUGAAAGGGAGAGUGAGUCAUAGAGAGGAGGGGGCACAGUGCUGGUUAAGUGAUUAUCACUACAAGAAAAUGUCUGUACAUGAAGUGUGGAGCAGGAACCAGCAAUUAGAACAUUCAUAAUGCAUCGCUAUUGGAAGCUGUGUAUUGUAGUUGUGUUAAUAACAGUAAUUGGCAAUUAUGUAAAUGCCGAUUGUAGAUAUGGUUGUGAAGCUAAUGAUUGUCCAUGUGACUGCCUCACUAGGAAGAUACAAUGCUCCAACAAAAAUGUGACAGAAAUCGGGCAUUUUCCUUCAAAAGCAAUUUACCAUAGAGCUGACUUUGGUGGAAAUCUAAUUACAAUUUUACGAAGACAUCAGUUUAAACAUAAGAACAUGAGAAAUCUGCAUGAGCUGCAGUUAUCGUCCAAUCAUCUAACAACCAUUGAAGAUGGAGCUUUUGUUGGAUUGCAAAAUCUCAGGACUUUAUAUUUGAGUAACAACAGGAUCAAAGUUAUAAGGAGGGAAACAUGGACCGGCCUCAAUUCAUUGAAGCAUUUGUAUUUGAAGAAUAACUUGAUAGAAAAGAUAGAUGGGAGUUGUUUUGAACACAUUCAUUCCACCCUCGAGCUUUUAUAUUUACAACAAAACCGGAUUCAAUUCAUUUCUCCUCGUGCUUUUGAAAAGAUGACAUCGUUGAAAACAAUUGACCUUAGUGGGAACUUUAUCUCUCAUAUGGAUGGGAGGUUUUUAUCAAAAACGGUCGCGCUUUCGUUUUUGUUUCUCAGCAAGAACCCAUGGCAGUGUGAUGAUGUCACAAUAUGCUCAACAAUGGAAACUCUCGAUAGGAAUGAAGAUAUUAUGUUGCUGGACCAAGUAAUUUGCCAUGGGCCGGAAAAACACAAAGGAAAAGAUGGGUUUGAUGUUUUAACAGAACUAAACUGUACCAACAUUGUGUAUCCUGUUUAUAGUGAACCAGACAAUGCUUCUGGGAAAGAAAAUUCAAAUGUUUUUCUACUUUUUUUCAGCCUUAUUUUAUAUUUCGUACUUGUUUCAGUUUAGAUUUUCGCAAAUUUUAUUGAAGCUUAUUUUAAUCAUUUGUUACGCAUUUAUCUAUUUUAUGUAUAGUUUUUAUUUUGUUUCUGAGUUUUGCGUAGUUUUAGUUUUUCUAUUUUUGUGUUUUGCUUUUUUAAAGUUUAUUAGAAAUUAAUUAUACUGAACAUAUUUGACUCAACUAUAGUUUUUGAUCAGAUUAAAAGUUACACAGUUUAAUUGGCUGUAAAC
This is a messenger RNA of Ciona intestinalis (vase tunicate), 1440 nucleotides long. RefSeq lists its product as uncharacterized. NCBI's taxonomy places the organism in Eukaryota, Metazoa, Chordata, Ascidiacea, Phlebobranchia, Cionidae. Gene Ontology annotation, molecular function: protein binding. The record is from RefSeq and is a predicted model, not a curated record.